AUGCCAACAGACAUCGAUAGAUCAAUAGGUAUAUGCCAGCAGACAGCAACGGAUUUGUCAGUAUCCUUGACCCUUGUGAUACAAGGCAAGGGAUCUAUCUAUCUAUCUAUCUAUCUAUCUAUCUAUCUAUCUUUGCAAGCAAUAUAUUUAAACAUUCCCUCUCCCCAUCUCUCCCUCCAUAUAGAAAAAAGCAACACUAUCUAUCUAUCUAUCUAUCUAUCUAUCUAUCUAUCUAUCUAUCUAUCUUUACAAGCAAUAUAUUUGAACAUUGUCUCUCCCCUUCUCUCCCUCUAUAUAGAAAGUAACACUAUCUAUCUAUCUAUCUAUCUAUCUAUCUAUCUAUCUAUCUAUCUAUCUAUCUAUCUAUCUCCCAUGUUUUUUCUUUUCCCAUCUUUCUCUUUCUUCCUCUCCUUACUCUUAUCGUCUUACUCUCACUCUAACUCUCACUUUCACGCUCUCUAUCUCUCUCUCUCUCUCUCUCUAUCUAUCUCCAUUUGCUAUCUUGUGCAGUUCCCCUAUCUUUCUUUCUUCCUUUCUUUCUUUCUUUCUUUCUUUCUUUCUUUCUUUCUUUCUCGUCUCCUCUUUUAUUUAUGUGAUUCCCUCUCUCUUAUUUCUCCUCACCCUUCCACCAGAUUCUGCUCCUUCCACUUUUUUCUAUCCAACAUUUAUUCUGCUCUCUCUUUCACCCGCCCCCUUAUGUUUUGUCACAGUCUCUCUUUCUUUUGCCUACCUGUUCUUUCUUCCCUUUUUGCAAAUUUCUCCUCCUCACACUUUCCCCUAUUUUCCUCUCUUUAUUUUUGUCGUUGUUUUCACUCUUCCCGCCUCUCUGUCCCGCUUUUACUCUUUCUCUUGAACCUAAUCUAUUAUUUAUUUACUCACCCACUCAAGAUGUCUCUGUUUCUCUUACUAGAUUCAAAUAAUUUUUUAGUUUUCCUUCCAUCUUUAUUCACUUCUUUCUUUCUUUCUUUCUUUUUUCUUUCUUUCUUUUUUCUUUCUCGUUUUUUCAUUUGCCUCUUGUUGCUUCUUUCCUUACGUUCUUAUUUCCCCCUAGCAUUUUAUUUAUUUUCUUUCUUUCUUUCUUUCUCUUUCUUUCUUUCUUUCUUUCUUUCUUUCUUUCUUUUCUUUCUUUCUCGUUUUUUUCCAUUUUGCCUCUUGUUUGCUUCUUUCCUUAUUUUAUUUUUCGCAUUUUAUAUUAUUUUUCUUUCUUUCUUUCUUUCUUUCUUUUUUUCUUUCUUUCUUUUUUCCAUUUUUAUUCUUUCCUUACGUUCUUAUUUCCCAUUCGCAUUUUAUAUUUUUUUUUUUUUCUUUCUUUUCUUCUUUCUUUCUUUUCUUUCUUUCUUUUUUCUUUGUUGCUUCUUUCCCUUACGUUCUUAUUUCCCAUUCGCAUUUUAUAUUAUUUUCUUUAUUUUCUUUUCUUUCUUUUCUUUCUUUCUUUCUUUCUUUUCUUUCUUUCGUUUUCCAUUUGCCUCUUGUUGUUCUUUUUCCUUACGUUCUUAUUUCCCAUUCGCAUUUUUAUUAUAUUAUUUUCUUUCUUUUUUCUUUCUUUCUUUUCUUUCUUUUCUUUCUUUCUUUUCCAUUUGCCUCUUGUUUGCUUCUUUCCUUACGUUCUUAUUUCCCAUUCGCAUUUUAUAUUUAUUUUCUUUCUUUCUUUCUUUCUUUCUUUUUCUUUCUUUCUUUCUUUCUUUCUUUCUUUCUCGUUUUCCAUUUGCCUCUUGUUUUCUCUUUCCUUACGUUCUUAUUUCCCAUUCGCAUUUUAUAUUUUUUUCUUUUCUUUCUUUCUUUCUUUCUUUCUUUCUUUCUUUCUUUCUUUCUUUCUUUCUCGUUUUCCAUUUGCCUCUUGUUUCUUCUUUUUUCCUUACGUUCUUAUUUCCCAUUCGCAUUUUUAUAUUAUUUUCUUUCUUUCUUUCUUUCUUUUUUUCUUUCUUUUCUUUCUUUCUCGUUUUCCAUUUGCCUCUUGUUGCUUCUUUCCUUACGUUCUUAUUUUUUCGCAUUUUAUAUUAUUUUCUUUCUUUCUUUCUUUUUUCUUUCUUUCUUUCUUUCUUUCUUUCUUUCUUUUUUUCCAUUUGCCUCUUGUUUCUUUCUUUCCUUAUUUCCCAUUCAUUUUUUCUUUUUUCUUAUUUUUUUCUUUCUUUCUUUCUUUUUUUUUUUUUUUACUUUGUUUUUCUUCUUUCUUUUCGUUCUUAUUUUCCCAUUCGUUUUUAUAUUUUUUUCUUUCUUUCUUUCUUUCUUUUCUUUCUUUCCUUUCGUUCUUUUUUUUCGUUUUCCAUUUUUUUUUGUUUCUUUCUUUCCUUUCUUUUCUUUCUUUCCCAUUCGUUUUCCAUUUUCUUUAUUUUCUUUCUUACGUUCUUUUUCCCAUUCGCAUUUUAUUUAUUUUCUUUCUUUCUUUCUUUCUUUCUUUCUUUCUUUCUUUCUUUCUUUCUCGUUUUCCAUUUGCCUCUUGUUGCUUCUUUCCUUACGUUCUUAUUUCCCAUUCGCAUUUUAUAUUAUUUUCUUUCUUUCUUUCUUUCUUUCUUUCUUUCUUUCUUUCUUUCUUUCUUUCUUUCUUUCUUUCUUUCGUUUUCCAUUUUGCCUUUUGUUUUUUUCUUCUUUCCUUACGUUCUUAUUUCCCAUUCGCAUUUUAUAUUAUUUUCUUUCUUUCUUUCUUUCUUUCUUUCUUUCUUUCUUUCUUUCUUUCUUUCUUUCUUUCUUUCUUUCUUUCUUUCUCGUUUUCCAUUUGCCUCUUGUUUCUUCUUUCCUUACGUUCUUAUUUCCCAUUCGCUUUUUUAUUAUUUUUUUCUUUUCUUUCUUUCUUUCUUUUUUUCUUUCUUUCUUUCUUUCUUUCUCGUUUUUUCCAUUUGCCUCUUUUGUUUCUUCUUUCCUUUUCUUAUUUCCCAUUCGCAUUUUAUAUUAUUUUUCUUUCUUUCUUUCUUUCUUUCUUUCUUUCUUUCUUUCUUUCUUUCUUUCUCGUUUUCCAUUUGCCUCUUGUUGCUUCUUUCCUUACGUUCUUAUUUCCCAUUCGCAUUUUAUAUUAUUUUCUUUCUUUCUUUCUUUCUUUCUUUCUUUCUUUCUUUCUUUCUCGUUUUCCAUUUGCCUCUUGUUGCUUCUUUCCUUACGUUCUUAUUUCCCAUUCGCAUUUUAUAUUAUUUUCUUUCUUUCUUUCUUUCUUUCUUUCUUUCUUUCUUUCUUUCUCGUUUUCCAUUUGCGUUUUUCCAUUUGCCUCUUGUUUUAUUUAUUUUCCUUUCUUUCUUUCUUUCCCAUUCUUUCUUUUUUUCCAUUUGCCUCUUUUGCUUCUUUCUUUCUUUUAUUUCCCAUUCGCAUUUUAUAUUAUUUUUCUUUCUUUCUUUCUUUUUCUUUCUUUCUUUCUUUCUUUUCCAUUUGCCUCUUGUUGCUUCUUUCCUUUCUUAUUUCCCAUUCGCAUUUUUAUUCGCAUUUUUAUAUUAUUUUUCUUUCUUUCUUUCUUUCUUUCUUUCUUUCUUUCUUUUUUUUCUCGUUUUUCCAUUUGCCUCUUGUUUCUUCUUUCCUUAUUCUUAUUUCCCAUUCGCAUUUUAUAUUUCUUUCUUUCUUUCUUUCUUUUUCUUUCUUUCUUUCUUUUCUUUCUUUUUCUUUCUUUUUCGUUUUCCAUUUGCCUCUUGUUGCUUCUUUCCUUUUCUUAUUUCCCAUUCGCAUUUUAUAUUAUUUUCUUUCUUUCUUUCUUUCUUUCUUUCUUUCUUUCUUUCUUUCUUUCUCGUUUUCCAUUUGCCUCUUGUUGCUUCUUUCCUUACGUUCUUAUUUCCCAUUCGCAUUUUAUAUUAUUUUCUUUCUUUCUUUCUUUCUUUUCUUUCUUUUCUUUCUUUCUUUCUUUUCCAUUUGCCUUCUUGUUGCUUCUUUUUACGUUCUUAUUUUGCUUCGCAUUUAUAUUUUUUUUCUUUCUUUCUUUUUCUUUCUUUCUUUCUUUCUUUCUUUCCCAUUUGCCUCUUGUUGCUUCUUUCCUUACGUUCUUUCCCAUUCGCAUUUUUUCUUUUCUUUUUUCUUUCUUUUUUCCAUUCUUUCUUUCUUUUCUUUUUCUUUUUUCUUUCUUUCUUUCUUUCUUUCUUUCUUUUUUCCAUUUGCCUCUUGUUGCUUCUUUCCUUACGUUCUUAUUUCCCAUUCGCAUUUUAUAUUAUUUUCUUUUUCUUUCUUUCUUUCUUUCUUUCUUUUCUUUCUUUCUUUCUUUCUCGUUUUCCAUUUGCCUCUUGUUGCUUCUUUCCUUUUUCUUAUUUCCCAUUCGCAUUUUAUAUUAUUUUUUCUUUCUUUCUUUCUUUCUUUCUUUCUUUUUCUUUUCUUUCUCGUUUUCCAUUUGCCUCUUGUUUGCUUCUUUCCUUACGUUCUUAUUUCCCAUUCGCAUUUUAUAUUAUUUUCUUUCUUUCUUUCUUUCUUUCUUUCUUUCUUUCUUUCUUUUCUUUCGUUUUCCAUUUGCCUCUUGUUGCUUCUUUCCUUACGUUCUUAUUUCCCAUUCGCAUUUUAUAUUAUUUUUUUCUUUUUCUUUCUUUCUUUCUUUCUUUCUUUCUUUCUUUCUUUCUUUCUUUCUUUCUUUUUAUAUUAUUUUUCUUUCUUUCUUUCUUUCGUUUUCCAUUUGCCUCUUGUUGCUUCUUUCCUUACGUUCUUAUUUCCCAUUCGCAUUUUAUAUUAUUUUUUCUUUCUUUCUUUCUUUCUUUCUUUCUUUCUUUCUUUCUUUUUCCAUUUCUUUCUUUCUUUCGUUUUCCCAUUUUUUAUAUUAUUUUCCUCUUUCUUUCUUCUUUCCUUACGUUCUUAUUUCCCAUUCGCAUUUUAUUUUUCUUUCUUUCUUUCUUUCUUUCUUUCUUUCUUUCUUUCUUUCUUUCUUUCUCGUUUUCCAUUUGCCUCUUGUUGCUUCUUUCCUUACGUUCUUAUUUCCCAUUCGCAUUUUAUAUUAUUUUCUUUCUUUCUUUCUUUCUUUCUUUCUUUUCUUUUCUUUCUUUCUCGUUUUUUCCAUUUGCUCUUUUUAGCUUCUUUCCUUACGUUCUUAUUUCCCAUUCGCAUUUUAUAUUAUUUUCUUUCUUUCUUUCUUUCUUUCUUUCUUUCUUUCUUUCUUUCUCGUUUUCCAUUUGCCUCUUGUUGCUUCUUUCCUUACGUUCUUAUUUCCCAUUCGCAUUUUAUAUUAUUUUUUCUUUCUUUCUUUCUUUCUUUCUUUCUUUCUUUCUUUCUUUCUUUCUUUUCCAUUUGCCUCUUGUUGCUUCUUUCCUUUUCUUAUUUCCCAUUUCCUUUUAUUCUUAUUUUCCCAUUUGCGCAUUUCUUUCCUUAUUCUUAUUUCCCAUUCGCAUUUUUCUUAUUUUUCUUUCUUUCUUUCUUUCUUUCUUUCUUUCUUUCUUUCUUUCUUUUCGUUUUUCCAUUUGCCUCUUGUUGCUUCUUUCCUUACGUUCUUAUUUCCCAUUUUUAUAUUAUUUUCUUUUAUUUCUUUCUUUCUUUCUUUCUUUCUUUCUUUCUUUCUUUCUCUUUCUUUCGUUUUUUCCUUUUUCUUUUUUCUUUUUUUUUUUUUCUUUCUUUUUUUUUCUUUCUUUCUUUCUUUCUUUUCCAUUUGCCUCUUGUUGCUUCAUUCCUUACGUUCUUAUUUCCCAUUCGCAUUUUUAUUAUUUUCUUUCUUUUUCUUUCUUUCUUUCUUUCUUUCUUUUUUUUCUUUCUUUCUUUCUUUCUUUCUUGUUUUUCCAUUUGCCUUUGUUGCUCUUCUUUCCUUACGUUCUUAUUUCCCAUUCGCAUUUUAUAUUAUUUUCUUUUCUUUCUUUCUUUCUUUCUUUCUUUUUUCUUUCUUUCUUUCUUUCUUUCUUUCGUUUCAUUUUCCAUUUGCCUCUUUGUUGCUUCUUUCCUUACGUUCUUAUUUCCCAUUCGCAUUUUUAUAUUAUUUUUCUUUCUUUCUUUCUUUCUUUCUUUCUUUUUUCUUUUUCUUUUUUCUUUUUCUUUUUCUUUCUUUCUCGUUUUUCAUUUGCCUUUGUUUCUUUCCCCCAUUCGCUUUUUCUAUUUUCCAUUUUCUUUGUUUCUUUUUUCGUUCUUUCUUUCUUUCUUUUUUUUUAUUUCUUUCUUUCUUUCAUUUUUUCUUUCUUUUCUUUCUUUCUUUCUCGUUUUCCAUUUGCCUUUUGCUUCUUUCCUUCUUUCUUUCUUUUCUUUUCUUUCUUUUUCUUUCUUUCUUUCUUUUUCUUUCUUUCUUUUUUCUUUCUUUCUUUUGUUCUUUCUUUCUCGUUUUCCAUUUGCCUCUUGUUGCUUCUUUCCUUACGUUCUUAUUUCCCAUUCCUUUUUUUAUUUCUUUCUUUCUUUCUUUCUUUUUUUAUUUUCUUUUUUUUCUUUCUUUCUUUCUUUCUUUCUUUCUUUUUUCCAUUUUGCCUCUUGUUGCUUCUUUUUUCCUUACGUUCUUAUUUCCCAUUCGCAUUUUAUAUUAUUUUUCUUUCUUUCUUUCUUUUCUUUCUUUUCUUUUGCUUCUUUUUUCUUUCCUUUUUCUUCUUUUUUCUUUCGUUCUUAUUUCUUUCUCGUUUUCCAUUUUUUCCCUUUCUUCUUUCUUUCUUUUUAAAUUUUUUUCUUUCUUUCUUUCUUUCUUUUUCGUUUCCAUUUGCCUCUUGUUGCUUCUUUCCUUACGUUCUUAUUUCCCAUUCAUUUUAUAUUAUUUUUCUUUCUUUCUUUCUUUCUUUCUUUCUUUCUUUCUUUCUUUCUUUCUUUGCUUUCUUUUCAUUUCUUUUCUUCUUUUCCCAUUCGCUUUUAUAUUAUUUUCUUUCUUUCUUUCUUUCUUUUUUUCUUUCUUUCUUUCUUUCUUUCUUUCUUUCUCGUUUUUCCAUUUGCCUCUUGUUGCUUCUUUCCUUACGUUCUUUUUCCAUUCUUUUUUAUAUUAUUUUUCUUUCUUUUUUCUUUCUUUCUUUCUUUCUUUCUUUCUUUCUUUCUUUUCUUUCCCUACUUUUCAAUAUUCCUUCUUUUCUUCGAUUCGAUUUUUCAUUCAGCCCUUUCUUUAAAUUUUUUCAAUUCUCUUUCUUUCUUUCAUUUCUUUCUUUCGCUUCCACUUUGGUUCGAUGGUUAGGAACACUGUUGGCCUUCUUUUCCUUUUGCCAUAAACCCUUCGUUGCACUAUUUCUGCUGGCGUAG
Messenger RNA from Acanthosepion pharaonis, 7074 nucleotides. The record is from the annotation of a GenBank genome assembly. Lineage: Eukaryota; Metazoa; Mollusca; Cephalopoda; Sepiida; Sepiidae.